Messenger RNA from Oldenlandia corymbosa var. corymbosa, 1458 nucleotides. Lineage: Eukaryota; Viridiplantae; Streptophyta; Magnoliopsida; Gentianales; Rubiaceae. The record is from the annotation of a GenBank genome assembly.
AUGGCUGGCAAUUCACCGUUGGAGCAUCAUGCGCCACCUCGCUCCUUCGCUAGCUUCUUUCAGAAACCGGCGGAUGUAGCUUCUAAUAAGACUUCGCUUAUUAAGCAAGUCAAGUUUAUCAAUGGGACUCCAACAUUAGAGUUUGAAGAUGAUGAGUUUGAGCAAUUGAUUGCUCCUCAUCGGCUGUGUUUGGUUGGGAAAUUUUCCUACGGCGGUCCGAAGAUGGAGGAGAUUCACAAUGAAUUUAGAAAAAUCAGAUUUAAUGGUGGUUAUACUCUAGGCUUGAUGAAUCCUAGACACGUAUUAAUCCGAUUUAAGCAAGAGGAGGAUUAUCAAAGAUGUUGGAUUCAGACGUUUUGGAACAUUGGAGGAUUUUCAAUGCGAAUGUUGAAGUGGAAGCCAGGGUUCCGAUUUGAAGAAGAUCCACCGGUUGUCCCAAUAUGUGUUGCAGUCUAUGAUCUUCCUAUUGAGUUCAUGCAUCCAGAAGUCAUCUAUUCGAUGGCUAUAGCCCUUGGUCAACCAUUAAAAGUAGAUACACCAACAAUGAACAUGACUCGUCCCUCUAUGGCUCGGUUUUGUGUUGAGGUGGAUCUAACCAAGGAGUUGCCGAAAUCUGUAAAGAUUGGCAAGAAGGGUCGUAAACACGAGCAAAUUUUCACUUUUGAGCAUAUCCCAUCUUACUGUUUAAAAUGUAGUCAGAUCGGGCACAAGGAGGCGGAUUGUCGAGUUUGGAAGCCCUUGCAGUCAAAGAUGGAUGGUGAUACUAAUAUGAACCCCCUGAUAGUCAAAGGAUUUGAGUCUCAAAAUGUUACUGGCAAAGAUGAACCCCCUGGGGACGAAACCCUAGCGCGACUUGGAGCGCGCCCUAUGGAGGAAACCCUAGCUGCAGAAACCCUAGCUGCGGAAGAGCCGCGCCAAACUGAAUCCACUUCUAGAUUAUCCACAAUCAAAAAAGGAGCAAUACUAGUGGAUUUGCAGUCCACUCCAGUAAGGGAAGAAGCAGUGUCGGACCUCCCAAAGUCAAAUGCGACGGCGCCGGUGCAGUCGGAAAAUCGAUUCUCGGUUCUCCAAGAACAGGUAGUCGCUAAUAUCAAUGAUGAUGUGGAAAAUAUUCUUAUUGAGGAUAUUAAUCAAGAGAGACAGAAUGUUGGAACGGAAAAUAUUGAGUCGGUGAUUGUAACUGAAUCUCAUGUGGAUAUUUCUAGUUCUAUGUUAGCAUUAGAAAUGUGGAACCUAUCCCCCGCACCAAAGUUUGGUCCGAUCCAUUUUCCUGAUGAUUCUUUUGCAGCGGAAACCAUGACAGUGACGGCGAUAAGGAAGAGCGUGAGUUGUGGUCUGAAGGCGAAAUACAUGAAGACCGUAUUGUGGAAAACGAUAAGGGUGAACGUUCAGUUAAGAAAAAACGUGGACGAUAACCGAAGUCUGAGCGUGCUAAACAAGUUGAAGGUGCCGAGUUAA